Molecule: messenger RNA, 1357 nt
Organism: Macrobrachium nipponense
Lineage: Eukaryota; Metazoa; Arthropoda; Malacostraca; Decapoda; Palaemonidae
Product: transmembrane protease serine 4-like
Biological process (GO): proteolysis
Molecular function (GO): serine-type endopeptidase activity
Source: RefSeq, a predicted model, not a curated record
UAGUUCGGAAGUGUUUUUGGUAGUGACGCCUGUAAGACAGGGCAGAGGAGCUCGAAAGCUUCAUACGAACACCCUGUGUAGGUCAGUAGUAUGUCCACUCUUGGGAACCUCACAAGGCUGCCAAAACUUUAAUGGAAUAGCACACAAGAUAAGAUGUUUAUCCGCAUUAUUCUGCUCCUGUGCUUUGUUGCACUGUCGUGUGCUACUAUUCCUUUUCUUCCAUCUCCCGUGAAGAGGUCUGUGAACUUCACGCACACUGAAGAAUGUGGCGUUGCACAUCCGGGAAUAGCAAGAAUCGUAGGCGGCGAUCGCUCUAGUCUGGACAAGUGGCCUUGGCUUGUGAGUCUUCGAUCUUUCCCAAACAAGAUUUUCUGCGGUGGGAGUAUCCUAACGUCCCGCCACGUUCUGACAUCGGCGCAUUGUAUGAAGCCCUUCAGGAACCUGCUAUUCUUGACGUUCGUCGUGGCUGGGGAGAAAGUAUCUUCUUCGGGCAACGGGCGUACAUUCAGCAUGCCUACUUUCACCCGAAAUACCAAAAGGGCCCCAUUUUAUGCAGACGUCGUCGUCGUCCUCCUCUCUGGUGACUUGGCUUUCGACACGGCAACAUCACCAGUCUGUCUCCCUCCGCCGGACUGGGUUCCCACGACCGGACAAGCCGUCACGGUAAUAGGCUGGGGACGAAUGUGGGAGAACGGCCUGUCCGCCUGGUUCCUUCGGGAGGUCACGGUCAACAUCAUAGAAGGGUCGAAGUGCAAAGAGGUUUUCGAAAAAGACUGGACGACUGGCAUGAUAUGCGCCGGCGCCCCAGGGAAGGACGCUUGUCAGGGGGAUUCGGGAGGGCCCCUCCUGCUCAAAACCGAAGACGGCACGUGGGUUCUCGUUGGACUGGUGUCCUUUGGCAUGGGGUGCGCCCGGGAGGACAUUCCGGGAGUUUAUUUGAAUAUUGCCCCGUUUCUUGAUUUCGUCAAUGCUUCCUUGUUGUUGACAUAAAAUACUAAGGAGAAUGUGUGAGGCUGGGCGGUUAUAUAGUUUAGUGAGCCAUGGAAGCUUUGCCUUGGGCGGAACACCUGAAUUUGACGUUGGUUAACGAAGGAAGUUAAAAGCCAUCUAAUAUUUUUUAGCAUUAACCGUUGAACAGUAUCUAGCUUCAGAAAGCAAUCGUUUUAAUAGCUGGAAAACAGCCCAGCUGUUUUGAAUGUUUGGUCGAUAUAAAAACUGUAUAAAAAGUACUUUUAUCAGAUUCUAUUCUUAGGAUUAUGCUCAUCUAUUUAAUACUGAUUUUUAAUCUUUGUCGUGUACUUUAUUUUUAUUUACUUUUGUAAAACCGGGAACUAAUAAAAUAUGCCAAAGACUUUUA